CAUGUCUCACCAUUGGGGAUACACUCAGGAAAAUGGUCCCGAUAAGUGGUUCGAAGAAUUCCCUCAGGCCAAGGGCACUCGCCAGUCCCCAGUUGACAUUGAUACUGCCGUCUGUAAAAAGGGUAGCGAUUUGAAAGUUGCUCCCCUCAAGUGGAAAUAUGUUCCCGAACAUACCAAGAGUUUGGUUAACCCUGGCUAUUGCUGGCGUGUCGAUGUUAAUGGUACAGAAUCGGAACUGACCGGUGGUCCAUUGGGUGAUAAUAUCUAUAAAUUGGAACAAUUCCAUUGUCAUUGGGGUUGUAAUGAUAGCAAGGGUUCAGAACACACUGUUGAUGGAGUUUCCUAUGCUGGAGAAUUGCAUUUGGUCCAUUGGAAUACAACGAAAUAUAGUUCGUUUAAUGAAGCUGCUGCCCAGCCUGAUGGUUUGGCGGUGUUGGGUGUUUUCUUGCAGCCUGGUCUCCAUCAUCCCGAGUUCGAUAGAAUUUCCAGCCUCUUGCAAUUUAUCAAACACAAGGGUGACCGUGUCACCCUACCCAAUGGCUGUGAUCCAGCCAAGUUAUUGCCCAGCACCACCACCUAUUGGACCUAUGAAGGUUCCCUAACCACUCCACCCUGUUCGGAAUGUGUCAUUUGGAUUGUCUUCAAGACCCCCAUUGAAGUGUCCCACGAUCAGCUGGAAGCUAUGCGUGAUUUGAAUUGUUAUGAUGUGAAGGAAGAUUGCCCCUGCAAUGAAUUUAACGGCAAGGUCAUUAAUAAUUUCCGUCCUCCUCUACCAUUGGCCAAUCGUGAAUUGCGUGAAUUUGGUGAACAUUAAUUUU
Musca vetustissima is the source of this 818-nucleotide messenger RNA. It is a transcript of the gene CAH1, whose product is annotated as carbonic anhydrase 2. The record is from RefSeq and is a predicted model, not a curated record. The coding region runs from base 2 to 814 and encodes 270 amino acids. Gene Ontology annotation, cellular component: cytoplasm. Gene Ontology annotation, molecular function: zinc ion binding; carbonate dehydratase activity. The transcript is spliced from 3 exons. Lineage: Eukaryota; Metazoa; Arthropoda; Insecta; Diptera; Muscidae.